UCUGUGGUGCUUUGGGGCUCCCUUGUUUUAUAGGGGCCUAAACAGGAUGCUUAAAUAGCUCCUGUGCUGUGUUCCUCACAGGCAGCACUGCCGCCAGGCAGGGGAAGGGAACCCAUCUUCACCUGGGUGGAAAAACAGGGCACUGUGGGAUGUGGGGAGGGAUGAGCCCUCCCUGGAGGAAGAGUUCUGCUCUGCCUGCACCCGCUGCAAUCCAGGCUUUGGGAAACUGCGGCUUUGCCAGUGAGGUAGAAACAACAGGAUGCUGGAGAUCAAGUUGUUGAUGGUGGUCACUCGGAACACUGAUUCGAGUUUGCAUUACGUGACCAAAUUAUGCUUUGGCAGAGAGUGGAAUGAAGGCCUCCAGCUGCUUUGGGGUGUUUGGGAAAGCACUUCCCUGAAUGAGGGGUCAGUGACUGUUGCAGCUGUUUGGAGCACUCUUCCACAAUGCCCUUUCCCUGAAAGAAAGGACCAAGUAACACUUUCUUUUUUACCUUGUCUGGAAAGAAUGGCCAGAGCAGGGUGUAGAGAACACUUCCUCCAGCUCUAUAAACCUCCAUCUUUUAUGCUUCUUUUUUAAACGCUAUUUUAGAACGCUUCCUUUAACCAAGCGGGUGACUUCGUGCCGGCAUCUCCUGCUGGUCCUGCUGAGCUCGGGGUUCGCGCUGCUGCAGGCGAGGACGCUGCAGCGGGGCCGGGGGCUGCCGGAGCCGGGGCCUCCCCGCUGACCGCCCGCUCUUUGUCCUUGGAGCCCCGCUCUCGGCUCCGGUUCGACGUUGUUCUCCCCUUGUCCGAAUCAAGCGGUUUCCCCGCCCGCCGCUGCCGCUUCUAUCGCCGCCGGUGAGUCCCGGGGUCGCGGUGUCCCCGCCGGCAGCGCCGCGGCGGCCUUAAAGGGGCGAUGAUCCGGCGCGGCGCGAUGCGCUCCCCGGGAAAGCCACGGCCCCUUUAAGCGGCGGCUUCGUGGCGCAGGGGCGGCCAUGCUGCGGAGCCGGUGGCUGCUGCCCGGGGCCGCGCUUGCGGUGGGCGCGGGGCUGGGAGCGACCCUCACCCGCCGCCGGGCCGAGGGCGAUGCGGCGGAGGGGCUGCUGGGCCGCCUGCCCGUGGUGCCCGCGGUGGCGGCGGCCGGGCCGCCCGCGCUGCCGGGCUCGGCGCCGGUCGAGCUGACCAAGUACGGGCUGCCCGGGCUGGCGCAGCUGCGGAGCCGCGAGUCCUACGUGUUGUGCUACGACCCGCGGAGCCGCAGCGCGCUCUGGGUCAUCGAGCAGCUCAACCGGGAGACCCUCAGCGGCGCCUCGGAGCGCGCCGGGUGCGAGUUCCAGGAGGACGACUCGGUGCACGAGUACCACCGCGCCACCAACGCCGACUACCGCGGCAGCGGCUUCGACCGCGGGCACCUGGCGGCCGCCGCCAACCACAAGUGGAGCCAGAAAGCGAUGCGGGACACGUUCUACCUCAGCAACAUCGCCCCGCAGGAUCCUCAUUUGAACCAGAAUGCCUGGAAUAACCUUGAGAAGUACAGCAGGAGCUUGGCGAGGAACAACAAGAACGUCUAUGUCUGCACAGGGCCCCUUUUCCUGCCCAGGAUGGAGGCUGAUGGGAAGAUGUACGUCAAGUACCAAGUGAUUGGGAAGAACAACGUGGCUGUUCCCACCCACUUCUUCAAGGUGCUCAUCUUGGAAAAGGAGAGUGGGGAGAUUGAGUUGCGCUCGUACGUGAUGCCCAACAGCCCUGUGGAUGACAAAAUCCCCCUGGAACGGUUCCUGGUCCCCAUUGAGAGCAUUGAACGAGCCUCAGGGCUCCUCUUUGUCCCAAACAUCUUGAAGAGAACAAGUAACUUGAAAGCCAUCACGGCUGGAAGCAAGCGUUGAACCCCAGCUAAGUACAUCCAGGUAUCCCUGGGGAAGGGACUGACAGCAGUCAUAUGCAGUCUUACACACACAGGAAUAAUAGUUCCUUGUGCAGUUUUAUAUGUGGGAAAUGAGAAUGAAACCAACGUUCCCUUUACCCUUUCCCUGCUUCCGUGUAACAAACGUGCACAUGCAGCUGGUCUCAAGGGCAGGUCCUGCAGCAGGGCCCUAGAUUGCCCCUGAGCUGCAGUGCAGAGGUUACUCCCGUGAUUGCUCCCUUUGUGUGUGGCACAUCAAGACACAAAGGGAAGUUACUUAAUUGCUGCUAUUUAGCAGGGAAAGACGGGAGCAAGACGGGUGCAGGGGAGGAAAGGGGAGGUUCCUGCCUUUCUGUGGCCAAAGGAUUGUAUGAUUGUUUUCAUUCAAAAGAUGUUUUUAGCAGUAAAGCUCUGAACACCCACA
This is a messenger RNA of Strigops habroptila (Kakapo), 2306 nucleotides long. RefSeq names its product endonuclease G (gene ENDOG). The record is from RefSeq and is a predicted model, not a curated record. Lineage: Eukaryota; Metazoa; Chordata; Aves; Psittaciformes; Psittacidae. Bases 975 to 1865 code for a protein of 296 amino acids. The transcript is spliced from 3 exons. Gene Ontology annotation, molecular function: single-stranded DNA endonuclease activity; RNA endonuclease activity; nucleic acid binding. Gene Ontology annotation, biological process: apoptotic DNA fragmentation. Gene Ontology annotation, cellular component: nucleus; mitochondrial inner membrane.